Messenger RNA from Cryptococcus amylolentus CBS 6039, 314 nucleotides. RefSeq lists its product as hypothetical. The coding region runs from base 29 to 271 and encodes 80 amino acids. The transcript has 4 exons. The record is from RefSeq and is a predicted model, not a curated record. Lineage: Eukaryota; Fungi; Basidiomycota; Tremellomycetes; Tremellales; Cryptococcaceae.
UCAUAACACACACUCUCUCAUACACACCAUGAACACUGCUGGAUCUGUCGCUUACGGCUGGGGUGUCCUCGUAGUUGCUGCUGGGGUCAGCUUCUAUUGGGCAAAGAAGGAGAUCGAUGGACGCCGUCGGGACGCACAGCUCAAGGGCACAAGGUCUCUAGAGAAACUCACUUGGGAGGAGCGUAUUGCCAAAGAUGAAGCAGCCAAAUCCAAAGUCGUUGAUGCGCUGAAACAGACAAGUGACAAAACAGCAGGAGGAGCGCCGCCAUAGCACUGUUCAAUACUUCUUAUGCUACAAGCUAUGCUACAGUACA